Messenger RNA from Symbiodinium pilosum, 1989 nucleotides. The record is from the annotation of a GenBank genome assembly. Lineage: Eukaryota; Dinophyceae; Suessiales; Symbiodiniaceae.
AUGUCGCCAGCACCGGAGAAACAUCUCCGAAGCAUCUUUGACAAAUACAGGACUGGAACGGAGUCCACGGAUCGGCGCAGGAGUUCUACCCUGGGCAGUCGAACCACUGCGGCCUGCAACACGCCGCCCCGAGUAGCCAGCCCAAGCGCCCGCGCCAGGCGCUUUGUAGAGAGCUCCGGCACUGCGACCUUCCUCAGCCAAUGGGAAAAGCAGCGCAGUCGGCUACGGGCGGAGCUCAAGGAUUGGACGAGUCGUCUGCAGAAGACGGAUGGCUUGGAUUCAGGCCCAGAACUUGUGUCGGUCGAGCCUAUCGUCUCACUUGGUGAAGAGCUUCACCGUUCCAGCGGCUCCCACUACAGGGCGCACCUGAAGCUCCAGUGCGAGGAUGGCAUUCAUGCUUGGAGCACGGAGCCUUUCUCGCUAGAUGAGCUGCUGCGAAUCGUCGUGAGGACGCGGGCCGCUUCAGCCACACGCUGGUGCUGGGUGGGGAAACGUGAGGCCCUACAGGCGGUGUCUUCGGGCCCCGACAGCGUCUGGGCUUUUGUAAGCAUAGCCCUGUGCGCUGCCCGGGGCCUAGUUCAGCAGAUUUGUGAAGACCUGUGCUUUCUGGUCUCUGCUGCUUUGGGUGUCCUGGUUGUUGGCCAAGCUCCUCAGGUACGCCAUUCGCUGAUGCUUGCUGCCAUGAUAGCAGAUAUGCCUGACAUGCUUCCGGCCCUUGAGCCGCUGCUGGCACUCCUCUUCUCCUUUGCGCUAGGCAGCUUCGGCGCGCUCCUGAUGGCUGGCUUGACAGAGGUCUCCUUCCUCCCGGCCAAGGCCAUCUUGAGCCUAGAGCGGAAGGCUGAGACCGAGAAGGUGCGGGAGCAGCUAAAGCUGCUGCUUCGUGGCAAAGACUGCCUGGGCAACCUGGACAUUUGUAACUUCCUGUCCUUGGGCAUGGCCACCUACUUCAACUCCUCCGAGACUCACAAGGAGGGGCGCUGCUUUGUCCGGCGACACGAGACGACUGAGGACUACUUCAUGAACCGCAGGCGGCAGCGAUGCUCCUGCUUCUGCCUCCGCUGCGAUUUCCGCCUGGAGCUGGCGCGCAGGAGGGGUCUCCAGGAACGCUGGCUCGUGCUUCGGAAGGAUGGGAUCGCACUCUUCUCCUCGCUCAUGGAUGCCGACCCGACGGACAUGCUUUUCUUCGACACCAGCUUUGCCCUCUUCCGGGACGAAGAGGACCAUGUGUUGGUGAAGGGCGCCUCCUGGGUUCUCGAACUCUCCUUCGGGGAUGGCCCACGUAGGCACAGCAGCGCGCAGGGAUGGUGUAAUGCCAUCACGGUUACAGCACAGCUGUCCACCAGAACUAGAGAGCAGAGAUAUGGCUCCUUUGCACCGCUGCGGCUCCCUGCGGCUUCGAAGGCUGGCGAUCGGCAUCUGCUCCGCAGAAGCCUCUGCCGCUAUGCCCUGAACGGCCGUGCCAUCUUCAGGGCCAUUGCGGAGGCCAUCCUGCUUGCCAAGCACGAGAUCUUCAUUCUUAGCUUUUUCUUGAGCCCUCACAUCGAGCUGCUGCGGGAAGGUGAAUCUUUGCCGGGCCUGCCAGAUUCAAAGGUUCAGACUCUGCUCAAACACGUGGCAGACCGCGGUGUUCGGGUCUACGUGCUACUGUACCAGGAGACAGGGAAGAUCGUUCCGAACGAUUCAAGCUACGCUGAGGGGCAGCUUCAGCACAAGAACAUCUUUGUUGUCCGCCACAGGAGCAGAUUUGACAGCAACCUGCUAUGGACACACCACGAGAAGGUCGUCGUCGUUGAUCAGCAGCUCGCCAUCGUCGGAGGACUCGAUCUGUGCAUCGGGCGUUAUGAUGACUGGAGGCAUCGAAUCUCCGACUCUGGUGCGGAUGUCUGGAAGGGCCAGGACUACUACAACCCAAGAAUCAAGGAUGUCAUCGAUGGCCGGCUCCACUCGGACCUGCUGGAUCGCACGCGGCAGGCACGCCUCCCUUGGCAG